Molecule: messenger RNA, 1072 nt
Organism: Pongo pygmaeus (Bornean orangutan)
Lineage: Eukaryota; Metazoa; Chordata; Mammalia; Primates; Hominidae
Gene: SYF2
Product: SYF2 pre-mRNA splicing factor
Exons: 8
Coding region: 69-800 (243 amino acids)
Cellular component (GO): catalytic step 2 spliceosome; Prp19 complex; post-mRNA release spliceosomal complex
Source: RefSeq, a predicted model, not a curated record
UGAAGGGUCAGCUCAGAGACGGAAGUGCUCUAUCUUGUUGCCGGAAGUGGGAAGAGAGAAAGGUUGUGAUGGCGGCUGUCGCUGCAUCCGAGGUGCUGGUGGACAGCGCGGAAGAGGGGUCCCUCGUUGCGGCGGCGGAGCUGGCCGCUCAGAAGCGCGAACAGAGACUGCGCAAAUUCCGGGAGCUGCACCUGAUGCGGAAUGAAGCUCGUAAAUUAAAUCACCAGGAAGUUGUGGAAGAAGAUAAAAGACUAAAAUUACCUGCAAAUUGGGAAGCCAAAAAAGCUCGUUUGGAGUGGGAACUACAGGAAGAAGAAAAGAAAAAGGAGUGUGCAGCAAGAGGAGAAGACUAUGAGAAAGUGAAGUUGCUGGAGAUCAGUGCAGAAGAUGCAGAAAGAUGGGAGAGGAAAAAGAAGAGGAAAAACCCUGAUCUGGGAUUUUCAGAUUAUGCUGCUGCCCAGUUACGCCAGUAUCAUCGGUUGACCAAGCAGAUCAAACCUGACAUGGAAACAUAUGAGAGACUGAGAGAAAAACAUGGAGAAGAGUUUUUCCCAACAUCCAAUAGUCUUCUUCAUGGAACACAUGUGCCUUCCACAGAGGAAAUUGACAGGAUGGUCAUAGAUCUGGAAAAACAGAUUGAAAAACGAGACAAAUAUAGCCGGAGACGUCCUUAUAAUGAUGAUGCAGAUAUCGACUACAUUAAUGAAAGGAAUGCCAAAUUCAACAAGAAAGCCGAAAGAUUCUAUGGGAAAUACACAGCUGAAAUUAAACAGAAUUUGGAAAGAGGAACAGCUGUCUAAUCCCUUCAAGAACUGUUUAUAGAAGCUUGAGAAUGGGGUAAAAAUUUCUGCUAGCAAAAUCAAGUUCUUUUUGAAAUUUUAUCAGUAAUCCAGAAUUUAGUAGUCUAUGCCUUCUCACUCAGCAUUUAGAAAUAAAAAUGUGGUUUCUUAAACGUAUAUCCUUUCAUGUAUAUUUCCACAUUUUUGUGCUUGGAUAUAAGAUGUAUUUCUUGUAGUGAAGUUGUUUUGUAAUCUACUUUGUAUACAUUCUAAUUAUAUUAUUUUUCUAUGUA